Molecule: messenger RNA, 959 nt
Organism: Prunus mume (Japanese apricot)
Lineage: Eukaryota; Viridiplantae; Streptophyta; Magnoliopsida; Rosales; Rosaceae
Product: F-box family protein
Biological process (GO): SCF-dependent proteasomal ubiquitin-dependent protein catabolic process; gibberellic acid mediated signaling pathway
Cellular component (GO): SCF ubiquitin ligase complex; cytoplasm
Molecular function (GO): protein binding
Source: RefSeq, a predicted model, not a curated record
GUUUCAAACAAAACACCGAACACCACCUAAUAUAUAACGCUUUGCGAGCACAGAUUUUCAUCGUCACCAUGGCCCCAUGGGAAGUCCUUGACCUAGUUUGUCACCAUCUUGACCCCAAAUCCCUUGCAGUAGCCUCAUGUGUGUGCAAGUCAUGGCUCAUUUCCAUGUCCUCUGAUCACCUUUGGAAGCCAAUUUGCACAUCCAAUUUCCCUUCUCUCUCUACCCUCAAAAUCACAAACCCUACCGUCCCCUACCGCCGCCUCUAUGUCAUUGGCUGCUCCGCUGCCAAAUGCCGCCGACAAACGCCCCCGAAACCCCGCCUUCUUCUGGACAACCUCAUCUUCACAAUCAACAUCUUCCACCAUGACAAUUCAUCGUCAAACAGUUUAUGCACUCUCGCAAAACCCGGAAACGAGCUAACCCUCGAUCCCAAUGGCAUCUUCAAGUUCGACAUCGAUGUUGAUAACCACGAUGCGUUUGAGGCAUUGGAAGAUGAGGAGGCGGUGAGAGUGACGUGGAAUGUGGUGUUGGAAGGGUGGAGGGGUGUUUUUGGGAUGAUGGAAAAUUGUAAAGGGAAAGGAGGGGUGGAGGGUUGGUUUUCGGAGGAGCUUCCUUCGCCGAGGUGUUGUUGCGGUUUGAGUGCGGUUGCUUGUAGUGGGAUUGUGGCGGAUUUGAAGUUGGGGUUUUGUGAUGGAAGGAGGAAGGUGAAGAAAGUGAGUGUGGGGAUUUUAAGUGUUGUAAAUUGGAGAUACGUGAGCGUUGAUGAUGCUCUGAGAUACUUGCAACAUUUUCUUCUACCUUGUGCUGUAUGAACUAAUUACAUCAUCUUUUUUCUUUUUUUUUUCAUAUGUAAUUUGUAGUUUGGCCUACAAGCCUUUUAUUGGGUGUUUGGUGUCCCAGAAAAACAAAUCGGAAUUGAUAUAUACAAGCAAGAACUAUGGCUCAAAUUCCUUUUUUUU